UGGGAUGAUAGCUUCUACAUCCACUGUAGCCAAGAGGGUGUUGUCGAUGCAGAGGGUAGCGACUAGGUGGGCUGUGGUCUCACUUCUGGGGUCACUUUAAGCCUAUUCUUGAGCACUUUGCCUCCGAAGCUCCCAGACAACAGACGGCUUCUCUCUCUCUCUCUCUCUCUCUCUCUGGGAAGUAACUCUUUCUGUGGAACUCUAUGGGGCUUCUUCUUAAGAAAGCAGGCACAGGGUUGGAUCUUGGCUACGCCUCACAGAGUAACGGAAGCACAGAACUGCUCUCUUUCCACAGCGCGCUCUCGCCCAGGCAUUUUCAGCAGCCAAAGGAGGGUGCCCUGUGUCCCCGGCGCCGUAACGGCUCCCGUUGCUAAGGCGCCUGACGGAACUACCAGGAAAAAAAAAAAGCCGGGCUUUUCCAGCGAAGGAGGGGACGGGCGGGAAGCACGACAGCUUGUCUCUAACCCUCCCGGCGCCAGGGUGCGCCCGCCCGAUGGCCAGCUUUACCCCCCCACUCUACGCCUCCAGAGCAAGGCCCGGCUUUCGUGACGCGCGUGCGCAGAAGCAACUGCGGAAGUCAGAGCGGCGCCUAGCUGCGGGCAGCUCCAUGAGGGUCGGCGGGGCCUCCCACCGGCUCAUUUUCUCCUUUCUUUUGGGGGCAAACAGUCUUCCGAUUAUGUACCAUGGGACUACGGAUUCACUUUGUUGUUGACCCUCAAGGCUGGUUCUGUAUGGGCCUGAUUAUCUUUGUAUGGCUUUUCAACACUGUAUUCAUUCCAAAAGUCAUCCUCUUUCCACAUUAUGAAGAAGGACAUAUAUCAGUGGUUCCAGUUCUGUGUUACUAUAUGCUUGCCUUGUUCUGCAUUGUCUCCCUUCUGAGAGCUUCGGUGACAGAUCCAGGGAGGCUGCCUGAAAGUCCAAAGAUACCAAUUGCAGAAAGGGACUUUUGGGAAUUAUGUAAUAAGUGUAAUAUGAUGAGACCAAAACGUUCCCACCACUGCAGCCGAUGUGGACACUGUGUUAGGAGAAUGGAUCAUCAUUGUCCGUGGAUUAAUAACUGUGUUGGUGAAGAUAACCACUGGCUGUUUUUGCAGUUAUGUUUCUACACAGAGCUUCUCAGUUCUUACACACUGUUUCUUGAUUUCUGCCACUGUUACUACUUUGAACCACUGAAGAAGGUUAAUUGGGAUCUCUUCAUAUUUAGACAUGAACUUGCCCUGACAAGAGUAUCUACUUUCAUGGGUUUAAUAAUGCUGGCUGGAAUUAGUGGACUCUUUUAUACUCAGUUAAUUGGUAUAUGUAAUGAUACUACAAGUAUAGAAAAAUUGGCAAACUGUUGUGAAGAAGUAUCGAAACCUCGAAAGCCGUGGCAGCAGACCUUCUCUGAAGUUUUUGGCACUCGCUGGAAGAUCCUGUGGUUUAUUCCUUUCAGGCAAAGACAACCACUGCGAGUUCCCUACCACUUUGCCAAUCAUGUCUAAACAGAUGGAUGGUGGGCACAGAUGGGUCCUCCAUGCUGGAAGUGUGUUGCAGGUUUUGUGAUAAUAGAACUAUGACAGCCCUCAAGUCAAUUAAAAUCUACCCACCAAUCUUAGAUGUCAUAAUGUGCCCUAGGCUUUAUUUUAAUAAUAAUGAUCUUGUUUCUGUUUUGGGAUUAAUAUACAUUCCUCUGUUUACUUUUAAAGUGUACUUCCUUUCAGAUUGGCUUUCUAGAUGAAACACUUUUAGUAUUUGAUGUUAAUAUUGAAUAUAAUGAUUGAUGUACAAAUGUUAUAUUAUUUUGUUUUGAUACCAAACUGUACAAUUAUGUGUUUUGAUAGAAACUCUGUUGUUUUAUCAGACCAACAGGUUUGAAAAGAGUCUUGCCUGCCUUGAUUUUUUAUUGUUGUUAUCAGUAACACUCACUGGAUUAUAUGGAAGGACCCUUCCUUAUCUUGUUAAUCUGGUUUGAAGUUCACAAUGCCUUCUUUUAUUAAUUAUGUAUGAUAUUAAGUAGCUUAUUACCAGAAAAUGGCAUUUUAAAGGAUUGUGGGUUUUUUUAAAAGCAAAGUUGUGUUCAGUGUUUUUGGCUUUAUAAACACAUUGUUCUAGUGGAAAAUAAGAGGAAAAGGUAUUGUUAUAAAAAGUUAAUUUCCUCUUCUUUGUCAAUGCAAUAAGUUUCAUUUUAGAAAUGCAUACAGGGUGGGGUGAGGAGAGAUACCUUAUACUAUGAUUCAACCAAAGUGAAGCAUCUCUUAGAUCUGUUGGUUUCAGUGGGAGGUUCAAUCACUUGCUCAGCCAGCUCCAAAGGGGAAACCAUGUUAGUCUGUUACACCAAAAACAACAAAGGGAAUUGUGACACCAUAAAGGCAAAUCUGAUAGUAAUGGUGAAAACUUUCAUGGACUUAAACAGGUACACACUUGUUCAGGAUUAAGUGUUGUUGUACUCAACGUCCCUUGCAUAGAUAUGCAUAGGAUAAUUCUAAGUGCUUAAUUUUGCAGGGUUGUAUUUAUCUUCAUUAAUCACUAUAAUGUAUCUGGUAUAAACAUCUAAAUACUGUGUUGUUGCUACAAUAAUACUACCUGUUUUGUAUAGUCACUUUAGAAUCAUUUAGAAUUUAAAUUUCACAUGUUCAUAGAUUGGAUAAUACAUGUGGGAGACAUAUUAAAAAUAGUAUUAAUAUAGUAUAGAUGUUAAAGAUAAACAUUACCUACUGUGUAUAAUAUUCUAAUUUAGUCAGUUCAAUGGCUUUUAAAAAGUGAGAUGAAGCAAAAUGCUCAUAUGACAAGAUUAAAAGUACUCUAUGGUGGUUAUAAUUUAGAUAAAUUACUAGUCAGUAGCAUGAAUUCUUCCAACCGUUAACAGGAUAAAUUUGUGUUAAAGGGAUACUUGCUGUCAAAAGACUUAUUCAGAGCAUUAUCAGCAUGAUGUAACUUGUGAUCUACUUUUGUGAGUCACUGUGUGAAAAAAGUUCAUAGAAUCAAAAGGUAGUAUCACAGUUGUGGUAUAACCCCAGUGCUGGCACUGGAACAUCUAUUUACAUUGCUGUGCUGGUGCUUGGCAGUGCCACAGCUGAUGAGAUUAAGAAUAGGUAGAAAAAAGUGUGAUGUUCAAACACAGUUAAGCAAAUUUUAAUAUGAAAGCAUUAAUCAUAUAAUUGCUUUUAUAUCAUAUAAUAUGAAAGCAAUUUAAAAUUAGUAGUAAAAUGUAUCACCAAACCAUUAAAAGCCAUUUCGUAAAAGCAGCCAGUUAUGGUCAGAGCCGUUUGGAAGACCCAGGCUGCAGAAGGCUGUCAUAGAUUUCCUUAGUACAUGCAAUCAAAUACUAGUGAGGAAGUGCAGGAUUCCUUCAGCACCUGUCCUUGUGAUGUGUCCUAUAUGCAUAGAAGAGCUGUAUGCCCAGACAUGUGUUAAUUGUGAGACAUCUGGCUAAGGAUGAGUGGAACUUUAUGAGUAUGUCUAAGCCACUUGAUUCUUUUGAACUCGUAAUGUCUGACAUAUGCAGUUGUUGGUGGUGUUAUGUACUAUUAAGUUGCUUCUGAUGACCCUUCUGGGGUUUUCAAUGUAUGUGAGAUGUUCAAGGAGUGGUUUACAGUUUUCUAUCCCCGGUGAGUUUCCUUGGCCAAGUGAGAGAUUUGAAUCCAUGUCUUCUGAAUUUUAGUCCAACAUUCCAUCCACUGGCCAUUUAGAUUUGGGCCUAAGUUAAUUAUCAUGCUUCUGCAGCCAGUCUUAUAUCUCUAAUGUUCCAUUCAUCUGGGUUUGCAUUUCAGGUUUUACACUCCAGUAGUCUGCAGCCUUGUGAUACUAGAAUGUAACUGUUGCACAUGGAUAAGAUCACAUAAAGUGUGAAUAUGAAUGACAGAUGUUUGAUUUUAACUUCCUUCCUUCCAUAUGAAAACAGAAUCAAUUAUUCAAAACUAUAUCUGACAAAUGUUUAACAGGGUUGUGAAAUGUUUGAAUUAUGUCUUUUUCCAAAGUAGUCCCAGACAUUGAGUACAUGGAGUUACAGUGCAGAUAAGGGAGAGGUUAGUUGUCAUCUCAAACUUACUACUUAUUCCCUCUCCUAAAUAUUGGAUUUUUCUGACCCUUCUGAUUAUGUAAUCACCCAGAAUCCUACUAGGAUUUUACCCUGGAGUAAGUGAAAUCACAUAAGCUGCAGUGAUGGCAAUUUAACAAAAUUCUGGUUACAAGUCUGGUUACAUUCGUGGUGCAAGGCUAGUCACACAACUGACACCUUAUUAAUUAGUUUCAAUGUAUUUGAUUUCACUUACUCCAGGGUAAAAUCCCAGUAGGAUUCUGGCACUGUCUUCAUAAUGACUGCACAGGAUGACAACUACAGUUAAUGUGGCUCAACCAUUUUCACUCUGAGAACUUCUGUACUCAGUGUACCAUUGAUAGAAUCUGUUAGGAAACCUUAAACAAUUACUGUAUUUUUCCAUUUAUAAGACACCAUUGUUUAUAAGACACACACCCAUUUCUAACCCCAAAAUUAAGAAAACUUAGCUUUGAGUAUUCAGCCUCUGGGCUCAGAACGCUCUGACGUUAGUAAUCCCUGUUGUAUCUGAGCCUACAGGCUCCACCUCCAACGAGGUGUGUUCCAUUUGGUUUGUUCAGCAUCAGCUGGCAUCAGUUCCAUUAGGCUUAUAUUGGAGGAAGCUGAAUCUCCUGACUGUAGGAAGCUAAGCCUCGUGACUGAAGGAACUCUGUUUACAGAGACAAGGAAUGGGCCGUUUUAUUCUCCCUGUAUUCUCAGCUUACUCCCAUGUAAAAAACUCCCCUCAAUUUUUAGUGUAAUGAUUUUAGGAAAAAUUAUCAUCUUAUACACGGAAAAAUAUAGUAAUAGACUUGUUCCCUGCAAUUGAGAUGAUGAUCAUGAUGAUCUUAGAACUGCAAAGCUGGAAGGUGCCCAUUGGAUCAAGUCCAGCCCCUGUCAAGGAGG
This is a messenger RNA of Pogona vitticeps (central bearded dragon), 4918 nucleotides long. RefSeq names its product zDHHC palmitoyltransferase 21 (gene ZDHHC21). Gene Ontology annotation, cellular component: Golgi apparatus; endoplasmic reticulum. The record is from RefSeq and is a predicted model, not a curated record. Gene Ontology annotation, molecular function: protein-cysteine S-palmitoyltransferase activity. Lineage: Eukaryota; Metazoa; Chordata; Lepidosauria; Squamata; Agamidae. Gene Ontology annotation, biological process: peptidyl-L-cysteine S-palmitoylation; protein targeting to membrane.